Messenger RNA from Larimichthys crocea (large yellow croaker), 2598 nucleotides. RefSeq names its product matrix remodeling-associated protein 8. Gene Ontology annotation, cellular component: cell surface; membrane. Gene Ontology annotation, biological process: cell differentiation; cell adhesion. The transcript has 10 exons. The coding region runs from base 163 to 1452 and encodes 429 amino acids. Lineage: Eukaryota; Metazoa; Chordata; Actinopteri; Sciaenidae. The record is from RefSeq and is a predicted model, not a curated record.
CAGACUCCAGCCUGCAGGAAUACAACAAACUCCAGCUGAGCCGCUGCUCGCUGAACUUGAAGCUUCUUUUGUUUUAUCAGUUGACGCGCUCUCCACCUCUGUCAGGCUUUUUUCCUUUUUUUUAAAACCUGAGCUGCCGGCACUGUGAAGAAGAAGAAGAAGAUGCACCUCGAUAUGACUGUACUUCAGAUUCUUGCUGUGCUCUUACUGCCAGGAGCAUGGUGUCAGAGCAGCAACAACGUGGUGGUGGAGGCCAAGAACAUCACCAUCCCUGCAGGAUCUGAGGCUGUUCUCCCCUGCCACAGCCCCCGUAUGGUGUGGACCCGAGACAGACUGAAGGACCGUCAGAGGGUGGUGCACUGGGACGUGGUCCGCAGCAGCCCGGAGUAUUCUGUGGAGCGAGUCCUGGACAUGUCCCCCGGAGCACGGCAGAGGGUCUACAAUGGCAUCAACAAGGGACGCGUUUUCCUCCCAGACUCUGCGUUCACUGACGGCAACUUCUCCCUUGUCAUCAACAAUGUGGUCGCAACUGACAAAGGAGUUUAUACUUGUAAUCUGCACCAUCACUACUGCCAGAUUCACCAGUCCAUUCAAAUCCAGCUCAAUGUCACUAAAUCAGCUCGGAGAGAGAAGCGUUACUGGGACGGAGAGAAGACUGUGUUUGUGGUGUUGUUGGGCAGCUCAGUUGUAUUGCCCUGUGUGAACCGGAGAUCCUUGUGGAGGGAGGGCCUCCAGGAGGACCAGCAGCAGGUUGCUCACUGGGACUUCCAGGCCCCUGGGGUGCGUGCCAAUAAGGCAGAACGCCUGGUGGACCUCUAUGCCUCCGGAGAGCGCCGGGAUUACGGACUACUCUUUGCCCAGCGCAAGAUGAGUGUGGAGGAGGAUGCUUUCACUUUAGGGGACUUCUCACUCACCAUUUCUGACUUGAGGCCUGAUGAUAAAGGCCUGUACUCCUGCCACCUGCACCACCACUACUGCGGCCUUCAGGAGAGACGCAUCUUCAGGCUCACUGUGGUGCCUGCACUUCCGUCCGCCCCGACUACAUCACCAAGAAUUUUCCAGAAUGACGUGCCCGAGCCAAGGCUUGAAGAGGUGGAGAGCCCACAUGUGGUGAACGUCAUCCUCCCUGAACACCGGGGUUAUUUCGUGCAGCAUCUGGGCUACUUCCUAGCAACUUUCAUACUGCUGGCGGUCAUCGUCGUCGCCGUCGUUGUGCUGACUCGACGCCGCAAAAAGAGAGAGAUGGACUUUGAGCUGCGUAGAUAUGACCGGGGAAGUAUGAUGAGUGGAGGUGAAAUGACAUUAGACAGCACAGAACUAAGGGCCUGCCACCAAGAGCUGAGGGCCUGUAGCCAAGAGCCUCUGAAUUCAGACUACAAAAACAACCUACUGAAAGAGAGAGGUAUGGCCAAAGACUGCAAUAUGGACUUUGAAGGGAAGAUGUGGAAGUGAGUGCGAUAUUUCUGAGAUGCUGCUGGCAGGUCCAGGGCAAAACACCGGAAGAGUUAAAGGACCGUGGAGAGAAGGGGAGGAUAAAAACAAAAACAAAACCAGAGAGAACCCAGGAGAGAGGACAGGAGGAAUGCUCCCUCUGCUGUAACUCUAGCACACUAAGCUUUUUCACUAAAAAGCCACCAUAAGCCUUUUUUAAAUUUUUUUAUAUAACUUGCAUUUUCACCAGCUGUUGUAACAGUACGGUUUAUACAUAUAUUUGAUCCCUACUCUUUGUAUUGAUUGUUUGUUUCAUUUUUAUCUUUCUUUACAAAAAGAUGCAUGCUGUUCAUUAAAGUAUUUGUACUUUGCAUGCUUACAGAGCUGCAAGCUCUCACGGCUCUUUUUCUAUUCUUUGAAUUUGAUCACUUUUUUUAUAUAUAUAUAUUUUUUUUUUUUUCACAAAUUCUGCUGUAAUUUGUAAAGGUGUUUCAUCAUGUUUCAGUGGUAAAUUUACUGUAUGUAGACAGUUUCGGACAGCGUUUGGAAACAGGAGCCACACAUUUGGAGCUAUUUUAAACAGAUCAUUUUUUUCUCACAAAACUCAACUGUGGUGACAAAAUGACUUCACUUUUCACUGACAGUACUUUAUGUCUUUUAUAAAUACUGUCAGACUCAAAAUCUUCUCCAAAUAACGGAUAGGGUUACACAGUAAGCCUCUUUUAAACCGGAUCUUUUUUAUCAAUAACUUAUCAAGUGAAAAAUAAUUAUCAGAUCAUGGACUAAAGGCUCAGUCUACUGAAACUCAGGAAAAAGCCAUUUAUUUGUUUUUGUUUUUUAAAUGGGCUGUGCAGUACUUGUUUGCAUCAAGUGUGUACAACUUACCCUGCUUUAUAAAACACUGAAUCUUAAUUACUAAAAAUCUGCUGGUCAAUGAUAUGUCAUACAACUGUGUGGUGAGGUUUACUGCAGUAAAAACAAAAGCAAAAAAAAAAAAAAAAAGCAUGUCUACUAUCUCAGUAAUGCUAAAUCACGACUGUAAUCCUAACCCCCACUUUUUUUAUUAUUAUUAUUAUUUUUAUUUUUUAUUUCUCUUUGUCUCUUGCUCACUUGCACACACUCUCAUGUUGGUCUCUUCUAACAAAAGAUUUUCUUCUAUUAAAAAAU